Messenger RNA from Ylistrum balloti, 7915 nucleotides. Its product is annotated as thyroid receptor-interacting protein 11-like. Gene Ontology annotation, biological process: Golgi organization; endoplasmic reticulum to Golgi vesicle-mediated transport. The transcript is spliced from 25 exons. Gene Ontology annotation, cellular component: Golgi apparatus. Bases 81 to 6881 code for a protein of 2266 amino acids. The record is from RefSeq and is a predicted model, not a curated record. Lineage: Eukaryota; Metazoa; Mollusca; Bivalvia; Pectinida; Pectinidae. Gene Ontology annotation, molecular function: small GTPase binding.
GGACAAAGUUCCGAACUUUGGUUGAGUAGGAGACAUAUGAUGGUUUGCAUCCAUUUUCUUCUCGCGUAGCAAAACCAAGAAUGUCAUGGAUAGGCGGAAGUUUAUCAAACCUGACGGGUCAGCUGUCCAACUUGACCAAAGAUAUUUUGACAGAGGGUACAGAAGAGAUUAGUGAUCAUGCUACAGAGCUGAGGAUUGCACAGGAAAAGAUUACAGAGUGCCAGACAAUUAUUACAGCACAGAAAAAUGAGAGUGUUCGACUUAAACAGAUCAUCCAUGAACUGGAAGAGAAAGCUGAGACUUCCGAGCUUCAGAUCAAUAGUAUAUCAGCACAAUACCGAGGAGUAUUGGCGGAGAAGGAGAAAGAGAUAAAUGCACUUAAGCAAUCACAGCAGGAAGCUUUUCAGCAUCAGCAACUUUCAACACCAUCAGACUAUGGAGGUCAUACAGAGCGAGCAGACUCCACAGGGUACCAUGGCAGUUUUGUGUCGGACGACCUUGACUUUGGUGACAACAUUGGCAUGCAGCAUGAGAUUAAUCGUCUCACACAAGAAGCCCAGCGUCUACGAUCUGAAUGCCAGCAUUGGAAGACAGUAGCACAGUCCAAUAAUUCCGAAAAGCAAGGUCAGCAGAAUUUGAAUGGGACAACCUCUGAUGUUCUGGAAUUGAAAAGGCAGUUAAAGGAGUUAGAAGAGCAGCUUCGUCAUGGCAAGGAGCAGCAACAACAAGAAGUGGCCUGUGUGCAGGAUGUAUACAAACAGAAGCUCAAUGACCUUCGUAAGAAGUUCAAGGCCGAGAUCACGGAUAAAGAAGACACCAUUCUUGACCUCCAGACAAAACUUCAGUCAUAUAAAAGUUCUGUAACAGACAAAUCAGGACCUCCUGAAGGUUUGUCUCAAGAUGCUGUAUCUUUGAAGAUACAAGUAGAGAGUUUGGAAAAGGAGAAAGCAGAUCACCUAGCUCAGAUUGAGGGACUCACAAAUCAAGUCAAACAGCUUGGGGAUGAUUUGAAGAUCUCGCAGACACAUCGAGAGAAAGAUGUUGUCCAGUUGCAGCAAACCAUCCGAGAUCGAGAGACUGAUAUAGCAGCUCUACGGACAGAAUAUGAGAAGGUGUGCAGCAGUUUGCAUAACACUAAAUACCAUCUUCUGGACCAGUUGGAUGCAAAUCAUGCCCAGGCACUAGAGUUGCUAGGAGAUCUUCAAGAGGUGAGAAGAGUUAUAGGCUCUGAGGCAAGGAUACACAGACAGAGAGUGGCCAAGGAAAAGCAGGAGUUGGUCAACCAGAUCAUACAAUCUAGUAACAAGCAACGUAACCUGAAAGACUGUGUGGCUGUUCUUCAAGAGGAACAAGAGGCUGUUAGCACAGAAACUAGUGAGAUGCUGACAGACUUGGGUCAUACAGAUCACCAAAAGCUCACAGCAGGUAUCAUUGACACUAUGGAACAUGAAAACCUGAUUCUAAAGAAGAAGUCAGUAGAACAACAAGAGCAGAUAACUCUAUUGGAAAAAGCAUUACAGACUGUAAGCGUGGAGAGACAACGAUCUGAUAGUGGAAUGCAAUCAUCUUCUGAUCAAGACCAGCUUUCUAUUACAUCAGAAAUGUCUGAACUCUCACAGCGAAACAAACAGCUAGAUGAACAGGUAGCUUUGCUGCAGAAGCAGAUCAGCCAAUAUGAACUGGACAUUGAACAGUUUGAGGUGGUCAAGUCUGACUGGCAGUCAGAAAAGGAGGCUCUUGAGGAUGUGUUGAUAAAUCUGAAGGAGGAACUGCGUGAUAAGGAAAACGCCCUCAACAUUCUUCAGGCACAAAAAGGCUUAGCUGAAGCUGAAAGGAGGGGCAGGAAGGCCCAAGAGACUGAGGGUCACCGUAAAGAUGUGGCAUCUGAAGAGGAAACUAAUCUUGAAUCAGAUGAACUGAUUGCAAUGGAGAAGAUUUUAGUAGUGAAAGACAACCAAAUAGCAGAGAUGACUGUGGAGAAGGAAAGUCUUGAGGCCCACAUACAGGAGCUGACUGUUCAGCAUCAGCAGCGGAUACAGGAAGUGGAACUGACCGCCCAACAGCAGCUUAACACCAGUGUGGAUAAAGUGUCACACUUGCAGCAAGAUCUACAGCAGCUGCAACUCGACAAAAGUACAUUGGAGACCAAACUAACAGAGACAAAGAAGACUGUCGACAGUGUGACAGCUAUCCAGGAACAACUAGAUGCCAGUCUGUGUGAGGUUUCACUUCUCAAAUCUCAAGUCCAGGAAAAGGAUGACCAGCUGGCAGAAGCUCAGACAGAAAAAACUGAACUGGAGACUAGCCUUGUGGAACUGGAUGCCCAGAACCAGGAAGCUAUGGACCAACUCAUUCGUAUACGUGAUGACCUAGUCCAACAACUGGAGCAGGCCCGUACACAAGGCAAAAGUGCAGUCGAAGAAAGGAAAAGUCUGUCACAACAGUUAGAGGAAGCAAAACACAGACUGGAAGAAAGUGUAAGGACAUGUCAAGACCUUCAACAGCAGUUGGGUGGUAUAAAAGAUCAGCCAGAGUUUAAAGGGGAAAGUUCAUCAGAUGAGGUUGAGAAUUUAACCCAAGUAAAAGAUGAUCUUAUUGAACUAGUCAAAGAAGUUCGAGGUCAGGUUCAGGAGAAGGAAGAGAUCAUUCAAAGGUUAGAGAACCAGUUGGAGGAGGCGCAGUGGCAGACACAGGAGAAAGAGGAACAGAUUUCUAAUCUUCAGCAACAACUUGCAUCCCUGCGGGAAUGGGAGGGCAUGGACGACCAGUCUGAUAUAGAUCUUAAUGAUCUUAAAGAUAAAAACUUGACUCUUGAAAAUGAUGUGAAGCGAUUAAAACAGUCCUUACUUGAACUUCAACAAAUCUGUGAUAAAAAAGACAAUGAAAUUAAAGAUGUGAAACAGAAAUUACAGAGUGGUGCAUUAGCAGUAAAUGACCUCCAUAUGGAUAAAAAGGAUUUGGAGGAGAGUCUUAAGAAAAGUGAACAAGCAAUAUCUAAAAAGGUAGAAACAAUCAGUACUCUCAGAAAAUCCAAUGUUGAGCUACAAAGUAAGAUAAGUGAUCUGGAGGUCAGACUACAUUCUUCACAGCAAUCUUAUGAAUCUCUUCAGAAGGAGGCUGGUGGAAAUUCAGAAACGGAUGUUCUGAGGGAACGUUUAAGGUCUUCAGAUGAGAAAAUUUCUUCGCUUAAAAUGAACAUUGACACUUAUAAUCAGAAACUUGAAGAGUUAAAUACAAAUUUAGAGGAUUCAUCGAAGGCUAAUGCAGACUGUACAAAGAUAUUAUCUGAAGAAAGAGAGGGGUUUAAAACUGAAAUUUCAAAGUCUUCUAAGAAGAUUGACGAGUUAGAACAGAAAUUGGAAGCUCUUCAAUUAGAAAAGGAGUCACUAGAAAAAGAACUUAGUUUAACUCAAUUCACAUUUGAUAGUAAGAUUAAAGACCUGGAGGAUUAUGUAACGGAGCUGAAGAAGGAACGUGAAUUGGACUCUUCUUCUCUAGACACAGAGCGUCAACGACUUAUGGAGGCCUGUCACCAGAAGGAUGUGGAAACCACAGGGCUGCAAGAUAAAGUGGAACGUCUUAAAGGUGAGGUUGCAAAUCUCGGUAAACAGAUGGAAUCAGCUACGGAAAGCAACAAACAACUGUCAGACCUUCUUGAGGAAAAAGAAAGCAAUAUUGUGACACUAAGACAGGAAAAAUCCCUACUAGAAGAGGAGCAGCUUGCUUCUGUAGCCAAGAUCAGGGAACAGGAAUUAAUGCUGGGAAAUUUACAAAGUCUGGAGGAUAGUUUACAUUCAUUACAGAAGGAAAACAGUGACCUCAUGUCAGAAUUACAGUCAAAAGAUAAAAAUGUUGACUCAAGUCUACUAGAUGUUGUUACAGAUCUGGAAGCUGAGCUCUACACAGCCAAACAGAGGGUAACUGAAUUAGAGUUAGAAAUAGCUGAAUACCAAAAUCAGGUCAAGGUUACCAGUUUUGUAGAAAAUGAAUCAGCAUUUAGUCGUGAGCAAGUCACACAGAUGGAGGAAGAAUUAACCAUGUAUAAACAGAAUAUUUCUUUACGUGAUGAUAAAAUCAGGGAGCUGCUGGAAACUAUAACUGAAAAAGACUCAGAAAUCUGUCAACUAAGUAAGCAGAUGAAGAUAGCAUUAUCUCAGGAAAGUAAAGUGAAGAUGGACGGAAGCCAGGAAUAUCCUGAUAAGAGUGAGACAGAGGUUAAUGAGGACGUUGUUGUGAAAUCCUCUGCCCACACACUGACAAUGUACAAUGGCAAUGUGCGGGAGGAGGAUUGGUCAGGAGAGGAAAGUAAGGUAGUAGAGGAAAUGGAACAGCUACAGAAUCUUAUACAAGAGAAAGAUAAAGUUAUACGAGAGUUACAGCUCAACAACACCUCCUUACUGAAAAUGAUGGAUAACAAGGCUGCAAAGGGGGAACAUAAUGUUCUGGAUGUACACAGACUGGAGAAUGAAGUCAGAGCACUAAAGAUGGAAAGGGAGCAGAUUUUGGCUGUGAUGAACGAGAAGUCACGGGAAUGUAGUAACCAAAAAAGUGAAGUUCAUCGUCUCAUGAAUAUCAUAUCAGCAGAGAAAGUGGCUCUAGACAAGCUAACUACAGACAACCAAGAGUUAAAACAGAAAAAGGACAGUCCUCUGGAAGAUAUGCACAAAGAAGCACUACAGAACCUGUCCAGACUUGUUAGGGAUAGGGAUUUAGAGGUAGAGGCUCUUAAACAGAAGAAUCAGACCCUACUACAGGUUCUACAGGAGUCAUCUGGAGGAGGCAUGGAGGUCAGCAAUCUAAUGCAGGACAAGGAUAACUUAAGUAAGCAACUAGCUGCCCUACAAGCAGAGAGAGAGCAAAUGGUCACUUAUGUCAAUCAAAAACAUCAGGAGAGUCUUGCCUACCAUAAUGAGAUCCAGCGACUUACCAGCUAUAUGAACUCAGAAUCAGAAAAGUAUACACAAAUGCAACAAGACUUUGAUAAAUUGAAACCCCAAUUUGAAGACAAAAAACAAGCUUUGUUAAAAAUUCAGAAUGAGUUAAUUAACUACAAGCAGAAAUACCAAGAACUUGAGGUGAAACAUGGAGAGCUGCUUCAGAGAUCAAAUGCAUCAGAGAUGGUAGAUCUGUCAUCAUACAAUAGCCGUGUAGAGGAGGUAAAGUCUCUACAGGAUAAACAUCAGGAAAUGAUAGAAAUCCUGAAAGACAGGGACAGUAAAAUCCAAUCACUGCAUCAACAGUGUGUAGAAUCAAAGGAGAGUGUCGCCUGCAAGGAAACAGAGCUCAUAGGUGUCCGUAAACAGGUUGACAGUUUGACAUUCCAGAUCAUGGGACUCCAAACUGAGGUAGAGGACAUCAAUGUCCAAAGGUCAUCUUUCCAACGAAGUUCACAGGAACAAGCUACCCAGAUUCAGUUAUUGAAGGAAGCAAAUAGUCAGUUAACAUUGUCUCUACAGCAGAGGGAAUUUCAGUUAAAGAGCGUUGAAGAAAAGAGUCAGACACUCACAGCUAUUGUACAGGACCAGCAGAAAGGCACAGACCAACAGGAACAAGUUGACCGUCUCAUACAGGAAAAUGAGGCUACGCUAUCCCAGGCCAGGCAAUUGCAGACCGAACGCGACCAGGCCAUGAUGGUGGUAUCCCAACAUCAACAGUCUAUACUCCAACUGCAAAGGGAGGUUGCUUCAACAAAGGAAAGAGAAGCUAAGGCCUUAAGAGAGCUGGAGAGACUCAAGGCACACUUGAUACAGGUUGAAGAAAGUUACACAAAGGAAGCUCUAGAUUCAGAAGAAAGGGAGAAAGAUCUCAGAAACCGACUAGCAGGGGCAGAAGAAUCACUGCUGUCAUCAACUUCAGCAGUAGAGAAUGCAAGCCAGCAAGCCAGUCUACAGGUGGACAGUCUCCAGCAGCAGCUGAUGUCAGCAGCUACACAGCGAGACCAGGCCUAUUUACAAAUCUCUUCCCUACAAGAUCAAUGUCAGCAGUACAGCAUGUCCCUUGCCAACCUACAGAUGGUCCUGGAGCAGUUUCAGCAAGAAAAGGAAGCUUUAGUGGCCACAGAGGUGGAGCGAUACCAAAGGGAAAACUCUUCACUCCAGGAUUGUAUGGAACAGCUGCAGAAAGAAUUAGUGCAAACCAAGGAGAGUCUUUCAGAGGCAGAGGAUGGGCUGGAAGCAGCUUCUCGUCUUAUGGAACAACUUGACAGGAAGGAAGAAGCUCUGGCAGCCCUGAAAGAAGAAGUUCAGCUGCGGGAGACUGCACUGAAGGCUGCUGAAGAUCAGAUAUCAGAACUACGAACUGUGCGCGAGUCUAAAGUUGAAAAGGUUGUGAUAAAGAACUUAUUCCUGGGUUACUUUACGACGCCAAAGGGUCAACAGCAGCAAGUCCUCAAGGCAAUCGGAGGAGUUUUGGGGUUCACACCCACAGACUAUGAAAAGAUAAGUAAUUUGAACACAAGCUGGAUGCCAGGGUUCUUAAGGUUUGGUGGAGGCUCUUCCUCCCCACUUGCCUCACCUGUCCAUACACCUCAGAGAUUCAACCAAUCGACACCAAGGGCUGAUAAGUCAUUUUCCGAGUUGUUUGUAAAGUUCUUGGAAAAAGAAUCAUCACCUCCCCCUCCAAGUUUGCGUCUGCCUGCAGAAGAGAUGGUCCUUGAUGUACAGAGAAACAAGGACAAGCCAGCCUACAAUCCGUUCACAGCUCCCCGGCAUGUGGCCAUGCCUGGUCAGGCAGGGACUAAUGCUGCUUCUCAUGACUCCCAUAUCCUCAUGUCCUCUGCUCCAAUGUCCCCAACAUUAGCUGUGUUCACGCCAGUAACAGCACAUACAACACCCAUUAACACUUCAAGUGAAAUUCUAAAAGAUGUUCUCUCAGCUAGAUAGCGAAGCAUCAUGAUAUAAUGUGCCAAUCUUAAUGAAAACCUUUUUUUCCUUCAAUUGAAUUUUUCUAGUACCUUGCCUUAGAAGCAAAUCUGUAAGAGACCAGAAUAUUUAUUGUUGUGGAUAUGGAAAUUUUAUUUCUAUAAAAAACAUAUCAGAAUUUUGGUUUUACAGAAACAAGCAUUACACUAUAUAUAUAUAUACAGAAUCUGGUCAACAGUUUAAUACUGAACAAUUUCAGAACUGUGCAAUGAUGAAAUAAACAGGAAAAGUUAUUAAAACUUUUCAUUGUGAUGUGUCUGGAUUGUCGCCAUUAUUUCCAUUUCAGCUGGGAACAAUUUUUUUGCAUGGAUAAAUGUUUCGUGAAUGUUUGUAAGUUAAAAAGUUUGAAGUGUGUAAGAUACAUUGUCAUUGUUAACAUGGUUGAUAGAGCAUUCAUCGUCAUGUACCUGGUAGUAAAUCUACAGUCUGUAAAUAAAUACUGUAAACAAAUAUAGGUAUUGUGUAUCAACUCAAUAAGUACAUUUUAGAGUAAAUAAAUUAUUAAAAAUUUUGUGUACCAGUAAAUGGUAUCUAAAACGUACGAAUAGGAAAUGAAGUUAUGAACUUAUGUAUGUAUAGGCCUAUUAUAUAAUGUGCAACAGUAAAUUAUCACAUUGUUAUUUUCAGUCUAACACUCAAUAUGUCCAGUAUGAAGUUUUACUCUGCUUAUAAAAAGCAAGUGCUCUAGGUUUUCGUUUGGUAUGUAGAACUUUCUGUUUUGUGAGACUUACAUCAACUACCAAAAGUUAGCUGGAUCUACUUUGUCACAUCUUUUAGAAUUAUUUAUUUUAAUUCAUUUAGAUAUGAUUUAUUGUAAUGAUUUCAAUUGGCAUUAAAAUAUAUCUGAUUAUGAAUUGUAUAGGUUGGGAAGAAAGGGAUACAAGUACACUGUGAUCUGUAGAGGUUGAACAUAUGUUGUGUAUGUACGAGGUAUACAUGUACAUGUGAUUUUAACAGCUACUGGAGAGAGAUUAUAAAAAAUGGUUAUAAAACAA